AUGGUGCGUGUCCUCCAGUCCCUCCUUCUCCUGGCGGCCAGCCUCUCGACCACAUUUGCCGCCGACGAUUCCACCACCGUCGUCCAAAUCCUGAACGGCCACUACAACACCCUCGCGUUCGACGACCUCCGAGGCAGUGUCGUGGGCGGUGAUGCCCAGGCAACCACCUACGCGGUGAACUGCAAGGAGGGCUCUUCUUCGUGUCCCCUCACCAAGCCCAUCACCAUCACUCAAGGGCCUUCCACCUUCACCAUGAGCGCGGUUUACACCAUGACCACCAUGGGUGCCAAAGGAACCGGGACGAUCGUCCAAGAUUGUGAUAUUACCUCCUCGACUGCCACUGCUGUUUGCUCCGUUUCGGUCGGUGCCGCGGUGCAAUACAAAGGCCAGUCCACCACCACUUCCUUUACCACCAAAGCCACUGCCACCGGUUCUUCUGAGGUCCGCUAUGAGGGAUUGACCGUCACGGCCGGUCUGGGCAAUUUCAACAAGGCUGGCCCUACCGGCGCGACUGCGACUGGAGCGGCCGCAGACAACCACCCAGCUCGUGUGGGUAUGGCUGGGGCUGCCGCCGCUGCUGUGGCGGGCGCUCUUGUCCUGUAA
Aspergillus nomiae NRRL 13137 is the source of this 603-nucleotide messenger RNA. RefSeq names its product putative GPI anchored cell wall protein. The record is from RefSeq and is a predicted model, not a curated record. Lineage: Eukaryota; Fungi; Ascomycota; Eurotiomycetes; Eurotiales; Aspergillaceae. The transcript has a single exon. The coding region runs from base 1 to 603 and encodes 200 amino acids.